GCCGCGCAGCCCGCACGCGAUGCGCGCCCUCUAGCGUAUUAUGUUCCUCCCCGACCUCCCGCGAGCCUGCAUGGUGGACGACGUAGCGACGUACCUGCAAGCGCCCUCCUCGGGACAGGUGGCUACAAUAUAUUAACAACGCCCAUAUGACGAGUUCCAUCCGUUCAUAGAGGCCCUGAUGCCUUUUGUAAAGUCCUUUUCGUACACGUGGUUCAAUUUACAAGCGGCCAAAAGGAAAUAUUACAAAAAACACGAAAAACGGAUGAGUCUUGAGGAGGAGCGGCACACAAAGUAUGAACUGCAGAACGAGAAAGCAGAAGUGAAACAGAAAUGGGCUUCGCGUCUACUCGGGAAGCUGCGGAAAGAUAUAACGCAAGACUGUCGAGAGGAUUUCGUCCUCAGUAUCACGGGCAAGCGGCCAGCCGUGUGCGUGCUCUCCAACCCCGACCAGAAGGGCAAAAUGAGACGGAUAGACUGCUUGAGACAAGCUGAUAAGGUGUGGCGCUUAGACCUGGUAAUGGUGAUAUUGUUCAAAGCGAUACCGCUAGAGAGUACAGACGGGGAACGCUUAGAGAAGCACCCGGAAUGUACACAGCCGGGGCUCUGCGUCAACCCUUACCACAUCAACGUGUCCGUGCGCGAACUUGACUUAUACCUCGCGAACUUCAUCAACAGCUAUGGUAAUGGGAGCGACGGUCUACCAGAUAUACUAAGCGGAUCUCUCUCGCCACAUCCCACUAGGGACAAAGAGAAUGAACACGAGGCUAAGAACAAAGGCUAUACCCAUAAUCCAUACAACGGUGUUAUUUGCAACGAUAUCAUUUUAGCGACCGGUGUCUUCUCAUCGAAGGAACUAUGGAAGUUAUCUAAAGCGUCUAUCCUCCAAGAAACAGGAUCCGAAUCUCCGGGGGGCUCCGGGGGCAUCAAACUGGAGUCCACGUACUAUGGGUACAACAGCCCCGCGCCGCCCGCCUUCGAGCCGCCGCCCGAGCGCGCCACGCCCUCCGCCAUGCUCGUCGGCCAGUGCUUCAGUAUUCCCCACAGUUCGGCGGGUCUGAGCGCAGCACAAUCCCCCUUAGUGCCUUCCAACACCAUCUUCUACCAACAUGCGCCACCACCAACGGAUACACAUCCAACGGCGUCGGAUUCGCUGACGAACCAGCACGGCGGGAAGUACGACGGCGCGCCGCAGGACUCGCUCGGAGAUUUCGUCACGUUCGUGUGCCAGGAGCCGUCCUCGGAUGUGCAGCAGUUACAGGUUCAUAGUCUAUCAAGAAGCCCCAAGCCUUAUUUCAGCAGUUCAAUGUUACCUCCACCACCUCUGCCCCCCAUGGCGAGGCCAGUCACCAUAAUUAGAUCUACUGCGAGCGAGGUGGGUGUGGGCGUGGGUGGCGUAGGCGUGGGCGUGGGUGGCGGGUCGCCUGCGUCUCCCGAAGUGCGCUCGCCGCCCGCGUCGCCGCGCCGUCGCUCGCCGCACUACCGCGACUGUCACCCGCCCAUCUCGCACUUCAACCACUACCACGCACAGCCGCAACAGGUGUUCAGCUACGGGCCGGUGGGCGGCGCGUCCCCGCCGGGCGGGCUCGGCCUGUACGCGCCGCGCGCGCCGCCCCGCGCGCCGCACAGGUACCACAGCGGACAAUUUACAUGGAACGCUCCAUUCCCAACAUUAGAGGAAGAGUUUAAUAUAAUGACAGCGCCAACGGGACCUGACCACGUCGUGCUUUUAGACGAUGAACGCUUCUUCCAAUCUAACGUGAUCACCUCGGACACGACCGCCAUGGAUACGGGCGCCAGCGUGGGGCAGGCCGUGGGCGUGGACGCCGACGACUUGGCGCCCGACAAGCCAGCGCCCGAUCUGCGCUCGCCGUGAUCCGCGCUGCACGCUGCGUCCGACACGACCUGCGCGCCCGACGGCCCGGACGCAACUGUGCUGCGAUGGACGCCCGCGCCGCUGCCCCACUGGCGCCCCGUGACGCAUAAGACUGUUUGAAUUGCAUUCGAAAUUCAGAUGUAAAUUCUUUUCGUUUGACAAUAAUUUUCUACGUACAGCGCUGGCUGGUCAUUAGUUUGAAAGUGGAAUGGGGCUAGUGUAAAUAUCGCAUUGGACUCGGCGAAGGUUGUAGUUGACUUUAAGUUUGGAUUCGCGCCCUAUCGGCCGGUGGUGUCCGUCGACGGUGACAUGAGCUUCGGCGUGCACUGUGACGGAAGUCAUCGGCCGAUAUGAUUUUUUUUUUCAUUUAUAGGUGAUACGAAAAGCAAUACUCCAAUGAUAAUUAUGUAAAAAUAUGAUGUUAUGGAAAAUAAAAACAACAUAUUAUAUUCUAAUAUUUUUAUAGAAUAUAAAUCGAGUAUGAUAUGAUCAAGCCUUCCAGUAAUUUAGUGAAAUAAAAAAAUAAAAUAUUAAUAAUAAUGCAGCUUAUAAAUUAUUGUUUUGCUGACCUAUAAGGCAGUUUGGAGUAUAUGAGAACAUAUGCUUCCGGUACUGGCGUCAAAACACGUUGCGAUUGACGAAAGUGUGAUAUUAUAAGUUGUUUUAGUUUCGUUGUUGUGUGUUUUGUAUUGAAAAAAAUUUUUUUUAGAAUAAGCGUAAAUACAUAGUACAGAGAUUUUUUUAACUUAUUGAACGAAUAUAUAAGAAAGACGAGCCUUGCUUAUGAUAUUAGUUUAGUUGUAUAAUUAGAAGCCGAGUGCUGAUCUAUAUUAUUGUUGCAUUUUCGAUCCGAAAUUUCAAUAACACAUUUAAAUAAAUGCGUUAAACUAAGGAUGAAAGAAAAUUAUAAAAUAUAAAUAUUUUAUUAGAACUCGUCUUGUUUUAUUGAUAUUUAUAUAAAAUGGAGAUCAAUUAGUUACAGCAUCGAACGAUCAGAAAGAUUAAAAAAUUUAUAAGAAAAUUAAAAUUAUAAGGUCGCCUUAUGUUGUCAAUUAUGAAAAUUCGAAUCGAAAGCAAUAAUAAUUGAUGUUUGUAGUUCGACAGUUGUCGAGGGACAUUUUAUAGGUGCCUUUUAUAAAGAAAUCGUAUAUAACUAACAUACUAGGGACUUGUAUAUUGUAGUUUUUUUUUUUAUAAUCCAUCCACUUAUACCUAUACCGUGGACUCAUUACGUAAAUCGAAAAUGAUAACGUAUUUUGUAGCCAAAGCGUUCAGCCAGUCGAACCGUUUGGUUGCAAAAUAUAAUCGAAUUUAUUUCUUUCAUUAAAUUAUUUAGCAAUCCGUGGCCAUACGUGAAAAGCUAGUCAUUAGAGUUACAAUGUAAAUUUAUUGUACUUAAAAUAAAGAAUAUUUACAUUAAAACCCUUACGUUUAUUAGUAAGGGAUGAAAACUAAAUUCGUGGCCAAAUUACACUUAAUGAGAUCCAAAUAUAUAUACACGAUUUUUUAAUAGAAUUAGAUUUAUAAGUGUGGUAUGAUUAAGUUGUAAUUUAAGUUUGGUAUUCACGAUUUAUGCGACUAUUCCAAUCGGAGAUGGAGUACAGAGUAAGAAACCUUUGAGUUACAUAAUCUAAAUUUUCCAUAUUCUACGAAAUGGUAGGGCUUUGUGCGAGCCCGUGGGUAUCUACCACCCACUCAUCAGAUAAUCCACCGUUAAACAUCAAUACUUAGUUUUGUUCUGUUCCGGUUUGAAGAGUGAGUAAGCCGGUGUAACUAUAGGCACAACAUAUAACGUCUCCAUUACCAAGGUUGGUGGCGCAUUGGCGAUGUAAGGAAUUUUUCAUAUUACUAAGCCAAUGUCUAUGGUGACUUAUUAACAUCAGGUGGCCCAUUUGCCCGUACGACUUCCUAUAACAUAAAAAAAAUACGAUUUCCUGAUAUGUCCUUAUUUAAAACACAACACUAUGCCACUUAUUAACUUAUAUCCACUUUAAUUUAAUUUCCAAAGUUGCAAUAACAAUUUUGUCGAUAUUCAAAACCAUUUUUUUCAAUACCAUAGACCAUUUCAGAUGUCGAUCAAUGAUAUCACUUCAAUUCGAGGUCAAAGUUAUUUAUCUCUUACUCCUCCCAUUGGGAUAGGCUAUAUGUAUUUAUAUGUCAUAUUUUAAAAGCUUGUUCUGCAAAACAAAAGAUUAUUAAAUACCAACGAGUUAUAAUUUAUACCAUUAAGUGAGAAAUAAUUUUUUUUUUUUUUGCAGAACAAAUAAUUAAAAUAUAAUUUAAAAUCGACAUCAUUUCAACGUUAUAUCGUAUGGUCUUUCAGUGUUUUCGUUUCUUAAAAACUUUAGUUGUCGUUCUUAAAUGGCGAGUAUAAGCCUAUUUGUUUUGAACAUUAAUUUCCGUUGAUAUAUCUAUAGAAUGUAUGUAGGGAAUAGAAUAGGUAACGUAGCAAUAAAUGACGAGCAAUAAAUUAAAUAAAAUAUUAUAAUAAAUACAGCUUUAGUGAAGCUAGAGAUUGGUACUGAUGUAAUUCAAUAAACAAACAAUCGACUCGCGAUAUUUUUUCUAUAGAUAAAACGCCAGAGAACCGAGUUCUAAGUAAAUUAAAUGUAAUAUUAAAGCGGUUUGGUACAAUUAAUACAUAGCUAUUUCACAGAAGAAAACUAUAGACAUAUAAAUAUAACUGCAAAUAUAGUACGACUAGACAGAAGGCGGAAAUUAGUCAAUUGCUAGCUAUAGACAUAAUUAGAGGAUAUAGUACAGAAAAAUUAAAUAGUAACGACACUAAGGCUUUUGAGUGCAUUCGGAUAACCAACACGAAUUCGUCGUAUUAUAACGCGAAGGCGACUUUGUAACGACGGCAAUAAAUAUGGUGACGAAUUUAAAAGCUAAUUGGUGCAGAAAAUUCUAGACUGUGAUUAAAUUGUUCAUUCUGGACGUGUCUUAUAUUGAAAUAGUCGUUUUGUAUGAUUGGCAGUGCACGGUCAGUGCUAUAAUGGAAAGAUAUUAUUGGUACAUAUUGUUAAUAGAAUGAGACAUGUUGUAUGAAAUGCAUUUGUUAUAAUUAUGACAAACAUAAGAAUUGUAAUCAAGUUUAAUAAUGAGAGGUGAAAAGUUUUUUAUUGACAGCGUCAGUAGAAUCAGUAGUGUUUUUUAUUAAUAGCUUUGCAAUAGUUGAUGUGAUUGCGACAGACGCGGAAUGUGAAAAAAAUAAUUAUUAAAAAAAAAACGAUGAAUCUUUAAAUAAUAAUAAAAUAAUUCACGCGUUUGUCGCAACAUAAUUUUUUUUUGACGUUUGAUUAGCACCAUUGUUACGAUAUGGAAUAAUAAUUGAAAGCCUAAACAUUAUGUGCCUUAGAUACAACAAUAUUGUAUAUUUAUGAUGCGUUCUAUACAACGUGCUAACUAGAAAUAAAUGAUUAUUGUUAUUUUAAAAAAAAAGCCUCGUCCUCGUAUCUUCGUUAUUAGAAUUGUUUUACGCGAAGGCUUGUCUAUGGAUCUCCUAUCGAUUUAUUUAUCCCAAACACGGCUAAUUUAAAAACAAGAUUUGAAGCUGCCUUUCUAUAGGUACUCGUUUCUAUCCUUCCGUGUAAUCCAGUCGGUGAUAUCUAUACUUCCAAAUUAACCCACAGCUGGGCAACCAAGUCUGGACAUUAAUUUCUAAUCCAGAGUUUAACUUUAAUCCUCAUCUAAUAAUUAUUAUACGGUUAAGUAAAGCUUUUACGCGUAGUUUCGCUGAUAUAUAAAUACUUCUAAUAUAUUAUAUAAUUUUAGUACUUACAUACAUUAUACCCACUUACUUACCCAUUAUGUAAUUUACUGGCAUGUGUAUCUUAAUCUACGCGGCGUUUCGAAUAGGCUCGCUAUUUCUUUGUGAGAAAUCUGUAGUUGACCCUUGAAUUCUGGCAUUGCUUCUUAAUAUUAUCUGUCGAUAAUUGAAACCGCAUCUAUUAUGUAAUUUAUGAUAUUCACACUUUAUAAUUUCAUCCUAAUAUAUUUAUAUAAAUUAAAAAAAAAUAAUGUAACUAAAAUCCGUCUUAUUAAGUUUCUUUGGAUUUCUGAAUUGGAAUAACAUACGUAACUAAAUUAUAAUUGUAAACAUAAUUAUUAACCAAUAGAGAAAUUAAUUCUAGUUACGAUUUUAUUAGUUCAUCGAAUUUGAUGUGCAAUUAUAAAUUAUUUAGCGAAUUUAUUAAUUAAUUUUUAGUAUUGACUGUGUCCAUGACCAUAAUUGUCUGUAAAUAUCUUCCGGAGUGUAUUUAUAUAAUUUUCUAUUUGUACAAUUAAAAUGUAGCAGACGAUUAAGAGUUACAAUUUUUGUCCUUACAUUAAUUUACAUGUUUUCGAUAGUUUUUUUUCUUUUUUUUUUUUUAAUUGUGUUUAAUCUGUCGUGUAAAUCAAAUGACGUGACGCCUUGACACAGACUGUGAAUUGUAAAAUAAUACCUGGAUAAUAAAAACGCGUCAUUUGAUUUACAAAUGAAUAUAAGCUAAAGAUAGACUUGUAAAAAUGUUAUAACAUGUAUUUUUAACCUAUACAUAGUAAGAUAUUUAUAGAAUUUUAGUCGUUUAAUUAUUUCGAACGACUUGUUAUAAAGAAAAUUGGUGCUUAAAGCUUAAACAAAAUAAGUACGGUACUCGUGUGCCGUGUGUGUAUUGUCAUGAGGGGUCGGAGCAUUUGACAUAGCAUGCGUUGUUAUGCUCGAAUUUGACGCGGAAUCACUUAUACAUAUAUAUUAAAAUUAAAUUUAGUGAUUGCUAAUUAAUAGUAAUUAACAGAACGCGAACGUUCUUUUUUUAAAUCUUAACUCUCGCACAAAAACAGACAUCGAAUUAUUUAUAAACAUUACAAUUACUUACAUUACAUUUAUAACAUAACAAUGUUACCACGUACAUAUAAUGCGUACAAAGGUUUUUUUUUAUGAUUGAUUAGUUAAUUUUAUUAGAUUAUUUAUAUGUAAUGAUUGUUGUUACAAUGAUAAAUGAUUUUGCGUUGAAUUAUGAGCAAUUAUAAUAAUGUAGGUAAACUUUGCUCAAUAACGAUGAAAACUGAAAGUGUUACAGUUGAUGCAAUACAAUGAAACAAAC
Nymphalis io (European peacock) is the source of this 6960-nucleotide messenger RNA. RefSeq names its product nuclear factor 1 B-type (gene NfI). Gene Ontology annotation, molecular function: RNA polymerase II cis-regulatory region sequence-specific DNA binding; DNA-binding transcription factor activity, RNA polymerase II-specific. The coding region runs from base 179 to 1873 and encodes 564 amino acids. The record is from RefSeq and is a predicted model, not a curated record. Lineage: Eukaryota; Metazoa; Arthropoda; Insecta; Lepidoptera; Nymphalidae. Gene Ontology annotation, cellular component: nucleus. The transcript is spliced from 14 exons. Gene Ontology annotation, biological process: regulation of transcription by RNA polymerase II.